This is a messenger RNA of Phacochoerus africanus (Common warthog), 1771 nucleotides long. It is a transcript of the gene GPN1, whose product is annotated as GPN-loop GTPase 1. Gene Ontology annotation, molecular function: GTPase activity; ATP hydrolysis activity. Bases 55 to 1179 code for a protein of 374 amino acids. The record is from RefSeq and is a predicted model, not a curated record. The transcript has 14 exons. NCBI's taxonomy places the organism in Eukaryota, Metazoa, Chordata, Mammalia, Artiodactyla, Suidae.
AGUCUCUCUAGCUACGACCGUCUCUAUGGUCGAGUGGGCGGAGCCAGGAGCAAGAUGGCUGCGCCCGAAGCUGCCACGGAGCCGCAAGCUUCCGGGGGUCCCCGGGCUCCGGCGUGCCUGUUGGUGCUGGGAAUGGCGGGGUCUGGGAAAACCACCUUUGUACAGAGGCUCACCGGACAUCUGCAUAGUCAAGGCUCUCCACCUUAUGUGAUCAACCUGGACCCAGCUGUGCAUGAAGUUCCCUUUCCUGCCAAUAUUGAUAUUCGUGACACUGUGAAGUAUAAAGAAGUCAUGAAACAGUAUGGACUUGGACCGAAUGGCGGCAUAGUGACCUCACUCAAUCUCUUUGCUACCAGAUUUGAUCAGGUGAUGAAAUUCAUUGAGAAGGCCCAGAACACAUCUAAGUAUGUCUUAAUUGACACACCUGGACAGAUUGAAGUGUUCACCUGGUCAGCUUCUGGGACAAUCAUCACUGAGGCCCUGGCAUCCUCGUUUCCAACGAUUGUCAUUUAUGUAAUGGACACUUCUCGAAGUACCAACCCAGUGACCUUCAUGUCCAAUAUGCUCUAUGCCUGCAGCAUCUUGUACAAAACCAAGCUGCCUUUUAUUGUGGUCAUGAAUAAAACUGACAUCAUUGAUCACAGCUUUGCAGUGGAAUGGAUGCAGGAUUUUGAGGCUUUCCAAGAUGCCUUGAAUCAAGAGACUACAUACGUCAGUAACCUGACUCGUUCAAUGAGCCUGGUGUUAGAUGAGUUUUACAGCUCACUCAGGGUGGUGGGUGUGUCUGCUGUGCUGGGUACAGGCUUAGAUGAAUUCUUCGUGCAAGUCGCCAGUGCCGCGGAAGAAUAUGAGAGAGAGUAUCGUCCUGAAUAUGAACGUCUGAAGAAAUCACUGGCCAAUGCACAAAGCCAGCAGCAGAAAGAGCAACUGGAACGCCUUCAGAAAGAUAUGGGCUCUAUAGCCCUGGACACAGGGACCGCCACAGGCAGCUCAUCUCCUAUGUUGGACCCAUCUGACUUGAUCUUAACUCGUGGAACCUUAGAUGAAGAGGAUGAGGAAGCUGACAGUGAUACUGAUGAUAUUGACCACAGAGUUACAGAGGAAAGCCGUGAAGAGCCAGCAUUCCAGAAUUUUAUGCAAGAGUCAAUGGCACAGUACUGGAAGAGAAACAACAAGUAGUUUGUAAAGUACAAAAUCUUGAAACUGUGCAGGAACUAUCCUUAUCUCUGGUUGGGAGCUACUAUAGAGGACGGUUUUGUUCAGAAUAGCAGUUUCUCUUAUCAGUGAUAGCUCCUGACUCAGAUGAAGCUGAGGAUAGAAUACAGUUUGGACCUGGCAGGUAGAUGCUGAUUCCCUUGGCCUUUCCCUUGGAUUUCUGCAAGGAAGGAUAUUCUGUUUUUGGAUGCUGAUACCCUUUUAAGGCUAAAACUGCAAGUUUUAUCAUUUGAACUCACAUGCUUUUGCUGCUGAUGGAUGGAGCAGAGAGAGAACUUAGUAGGCUGGAUCUAUGGCCUCCCUCUACUUCUCAGCAUCUCGCCUUUGAAUCCACACCAUGAGUUCCCCUCCUUUCAGCAGAAAGGGAAAUGGAAAACAGGAGUGUGUCCAGGGUGGCGGUGGAGUCUCCUUGGCAACCAGUCAACGUUGGUAUGAAAUGUGUCUCACACUGAGUAGCUUAUUAUAGAACACUGGGUUCAUUGAAAAAAGUGGGCAAACAUAAUGAGUAAGAAUUUUACUUUCAAUGGUGACUUGGAUAAAAAGUUUUUAAUUUUAA